Molecule: messenger RNA, 2967 nt
Organism: [Torrubiella] hemipterigena
Lineage: Eukaryota; Fungi; Ascomycota; Sordariomycetes; Hypocreales; Clavicipitaceae
Source: the annotation of a GenBank genome assembly
AUGUUUUCUAUAGCGACAGCUCCAGCUAAACAGUCUGCCACCGAGGCCAUCAGCAUCCUCGGUGGCAGGCUUGCUUCAGGCACACUUCUGGAAGACCGCCGCGCCGCUAUUCUUGGCCUACGAAGCUUUGCCAAAGAUUUUCCUGCCACCGUUGCCUCAGCUGCUCUACGGGAUCUAAUUGGUAGCCUCAGCAAGGACGGCGAGGAUGCUGAUACCGUCAAAGUGGUUCUCGAGACUCUCCUUAUGCUCUUCAACCCAAGCGCUGACAGUCCCGAAGCCUCAGAGGAGAUAAUGCUUUGGAUGGCUGAUGAGUUUACUCAACGCCAAGAAAACGUCACACUCUUAUUAGAGUUCCUCGAGUCUUCCGAAUUCUACUCCCGACUCUACGCACUUCAGCUUCUCAAUGCAAUUCUAGUCGCUCGCACGGAGCGUACCGAAGAAUGCGUCUUCACUGCCCCGUUGGGCAUAUCCAGACUGGUUCUAGUUCUUGACGACGACCGUGAUGCUAUUCGAAACGAAGCUGUAAGCCUCUUGAUCGGGCUGACGCCGACCUCAAUCGACAUUCAAAAACUUGUUGCCUUCGAAAGCGCGUUCGAUAAAAUAUUUUACAUUAUUGAUGCUGAGGGGUCCCUCAAUGAGGGUGGCCGUACUGUUGAAGAUUGCUUAAUUCUCCUGGCCAACCUUUUACGGCGCAACUCAUCAAACCAAGCUCUCUUUCGUGAGUCGGGUGGUGUCAAGCGACUAGGGAUACUAUUGCAGUCGUUAGCAGCUGCUCAACCCGCUGAAGCACCACUAUCGCCAUGGGCGGAAACACAGAGAAAUCGAAAUACGUAUGCGUUUCUCGCUAUCGUUCGGCUACUUUUACAGCCACGGUCCAGCGGUGUGUUACAAAACCAAACUUUGCUCUGGAAGCACGGUCUAUGUCAUGAAAUAUUACAACUGGCUUUCAACGAUGCCCUCCCAAUCGAAAUCAAGGCUGAAGCGCUCAUGACAUGCGGAGAUAUGGUUCGAGAUGCGACGUCUCUGCAAGAAACAUUCGCUCAACUCUCUGUUAGCUCAACUCAAGGGCAGUCGCCUACGAAUGCGGAUCUAAAACGCGAUGAUUCCAGAGUAUAUGUAAUCGACGGACUACUAGAGUUGACGUUGAACACUCAGGACAGCUCUUCGUUUGAUCUACGCUUCGCAGCAAGCGAGUGCUUAAAAUCUUACUUUUCAAACCAUCUCGAUGUUCGUUUGCACUUCCUUAGCAGAGCGAUUGAGGGUUACUUGGCCGGCGGCAAUGAGUCCGCCAACAUUUUAAAUGUAUUGCUACGACCCAGCACAGAUCUUAUGGCAACAGAUCCCUACCGACAGUGGUUUGCUGCAGUAAUCGCGUUUCAUCUCAUUUUUGAGAACCCUGAAGGCAAAGCAAAAGCUCUUGCCAUUGCCGAAGGAGACGCAGCUGAUGGCGAAGAAGUUGUGACAAGCUUACAGACAAUUGCUGCACACUUCAUCACAGGCAUCAAUCGUGGCGAUGACCAUCGCAUCCUAAUUGGUUAUGCCAUGCUCCUUACCGGUUGGUUGUUUGAAGACCUUGAUGCUGUUAACGACUUCCUCUCAGAGGGCAGCAAUGUGCAAAGCUUGAUCCAAGCCGUCUCACAGCCAACCAUAGUAUGUGGAGAGAUAGUACAGGGCCUCUGUGCGAUGCUCCUUGGUAUUGUCUAUGAAUUCUCCACAAAGGACUCAACAAUUUCAAGAACAGCGCUUCAUUCGAUGUUGAUGUCUCGUUUGGAUCGUGAACGAUACGUCGAUCGCCUUGUCCAGCUUCGCAGUCAUCCAGCUUUACGCGAUUUCGAAACCACGCCGCAAAAGCGUGAUCCGCUGACAGCUAAUGGUCUUGCGGAGGUCUACUUCGACUCUUGUUUUGUAAACUUUUUCAAAGACAACUAUAGUCGAAUAUCCAGAGCAAUGGACAGAAGUCCGGAACUAGAAAUCUCGAUUAUUACAAAUGGUGUACAGAAAGGUAUUUCGCGGGAGCUGGUGGACUCCUUGCGCAGCCAGUUAAAAGAGAAAGAGCAGGCAUUGGAAACUGCAAAAGCAACGGCAAUGUCCCUUGAAGCGCGUUUCAUCGAAGAACAAACAGAGCAUCGCCGGUUGAAAGAAGAAGCCGCCAAGGAGCUCACUAAAAUGACACGAACAAGCGAGGACAAACUGAAGGCACAGGAACUAGAACUAGUUGCCUUUAAAGACAGCCAGGCUACCAAAGAUGCCGAGUUCGAACGACGCGUUGCUGCCAUCCAGGUGGCCCUGACCGCAAAGGAAGCUGAUUAUCAAAGAGAGCUAGAUAAUACACGCAAAUCUUCCCAAGCAGAAAUCGACCAAAUACAGCGCCGAGCUGCAGCAGAUGCUGAGCAGGCGCAAAAGCGAUUUACAGCAGACAUGGAACAAUACAAGAGACGUGCGGAACAGGAGUCUGAACAGAGGCAAAAGCAAUUGGCAGCCGAAUCACAACAGGCCCAAGGCCGUGCUACUGCACAGGCGGCGGAUCUAAAAGCUACAAUAAGUCGACUAGAGGUUGAUUUGGCAAAGUUGGCCAAAGAAAAGGAAAUCGACCUUCGCACGAAGACUCAAGAAAUAUCGGCGAAGGACGCGGAAAUGGUGGAAAUACGGACGAAACACAACAAGUUACAAGCCGAACUGAAGGGCACUUUGGAAAAUACCGAUGAAAAACUAAAAGAUCUCGAAAGUCAACUGGAGACUGCCAAGUCGUCCGAAGCUGCAUCUAAGCAGAAGCUUUCGCAGGUGGAGGCUUCUGUGGCUGAGACUGAGAAGGCGAAAGAAGCCAUUCAAUCUGAGCUUGAUGAUUUACUCAUCGUCUUUGCUGACUUAGAGGAGCAGGUGGCAAAGCAGAAGACCCGACUCCGCGAGCUCGGUGAGCCAGUCUCUGAUGCCGAUGACAGCGAUGAAGAUGAAGAUGAUGUCGACUAA